GAGAUUUGAUAAAUAUAGUUCUUUGACAGGGAAGUGCGCCAACUGGAACAUAUUUAGGACUAUAAUAUAAUAAUAAUAAUCAAUAAACCAGCUCGGGGAACAGCGCACUUCCUCCUCUCUCCCGAGGAAGAAAAGGGGCAGGUGCAGACACCAUUGGGCUUUCGAAACUGCGCCUCGAUCGCGACACGCGUUCAGGACACAUAUAUAUCUUUUUAUAUACUGGCUACAAUUAUACUGGUUCCUCUUUAAUCCACAUUCACAAGUCCUUAUCCUAUCUCUUUUAACGUCUCUCCGUUGAAGAUUGUUUUUGAGUUCAGGAUCUGGUCUAGUGCGAGCUACUGAAGGACGACAGAGAUUCAGCGCAACAGAAACAUUAAAAUCUCAUCGAUCAUCGUAAAUACAUUCAGUUUCUUCACAGCUCUACAACAGCAUGUGGAACAUGUUGAUCUUUGUGUUUUUAUUAUUCAUUCACGGUGUGUCUGCUACAGAGACGGAUGAAUCGGAGUCAGUGACUGUGAUGGAGGGAGAUUCUGUCACCCUACACACUAACCUUUCUGAACUACUGAACGAUGAUACAAUACUGUGGAUGUUCGGACCUAAAGACGAUCUCAUAUCUCAAAUAAAGAGAAAGCAUGACUUGACCACAUUUUUUGUCACCAAUGAUGCUGGAAUCGGUGGCAGAUUGCAGGUGGAUCAAAAGACAGGAUCUCUCACCAUCACAAACACCAGAAUCAGACACUCGGGACAAUAUAAACUCACCAUCUCUAGAGUAAAGAUUACGACGAAGACAUUUGAUGUGACUAUCAUGGGUGUGGUUAGUGAGAUGGAUGGAUUGAAAUCAGUGUCAGUAUCAGUGACAGAAGGAGAUCCUAUCACUCUAUGUAUCGAUGCUGAAACACACAAAGAUGCUCUGAUGCUGUGGAGGUUUGGAGAUAAAGGAAUCCUCCUCGCUAAAAUCGAUAGUGAAACACGUGACAUCUCAUUGAACAAUGCUGACGAGAGAUUCAGAGAUCAACUAGAGCUGAAUCAGAACGGAUCGCUGACUAUCAAGAAGAGCAGAAGUGAACACGCUGGACUCUAUGAGCUCCAGAUCAGAGGCCGUGAGGGCUCACAGCGAUUCCUUCUUUCUGUCAAUGAUCCAGGUCUUUCUUCCGGUGCUAUAGCAGGAAUCUUUUUUGGUGUUUUAGUUCCUGUUUUGCUGCUUGUGGCUGCAGCUUUGGCCGUGAAUCACUAUCGCCACAGGAUCUCUAAAUUAAAAAAGCAAGUGGUAUGUGAAGCUGUGCCAGUUGAAGAGAAAGAUGAGACCGUGACGGAGGGAGAUUCUCCAACUCUUCGCACUGGCCUCACUGAAAUAAAUGCUACUGAAAUGAUAGAGUGGUGCUAUGAAGAAGACAACAAUCGCAUUGCUGAAAUCACUGGAGGGAGCAGAAGGAAAUCUACGUUUGCUGGUGCUGAUGGGAGAUUCUGGAGCAAACUGACGCUGGAUGAAAGAACUGGAGAUCUCACUAUCAGUAACAUCAGAACCAUUCACUCUGGACUCUAUAAACUAAAAAUCACCGGGAGCACCAUGAAAACCAAACACAAGAGAUUCAUUCUUUCUGUCAAAGUGGAGUCGAUGUCAGUGAAGGAGGGAGCUUCUGCUCUUCUCCAGACUGCUGCUGCGGUUCAGACAGAUGAUCUCAUAGUGUGGACGUCUGGAGCUCAAAACCGUCUCGUUGUUAAACGGGAUUCAGGAAAGGUGACAUAUGGUAAGCAAUUCAGAGACCGACUGACUCUGAACCAGACGACUGGAUCGCUGACCAUCACGAACAUCAGACUCACAGACUCUGGACAUUUUAAACUGCAAAUCAUCAACAGCGAACAGACCACAUUCAAAAGAUUCAAUGUGACUGUCACUGACUCCACAGCUGAAGGAGUGAAUGAAGAGAUGACUGUAGUAACGCCGCUGUUAAACGGAGAAGUUACUGAUGGAGGCAACGAGCAGCAGGCAACCAGUCCAGUUUGAGGAGAUAAGACACGCCCACCACUGUGACAUCAUCCACAAUCAUGCCCUACAUUUCUGCUGUCAGUGAAAAAUGUGAAGAACACUGACAAAAAGUUCCAGUGAUUUCUUGUGUGAUGAGCACAUGACAAGCAACAGGUUAUACAAGAUGUGAUAUCUGACACGGCAACAAGCAGAGAGUGUUGAGUCCCAAACUAAACCAUUCUCUGUCCACACUGAAGACGCUUUGAUGACACUGUGAACUGAUCUGUGGUGCUACAACUAUCACAUCAAUACUGGAAUAGAUGUACCUACAUUGUUUACUACAUCUGAACCAAUUCCAGAGAGUCAAGAUGAUGCAAGAACAGGCAAACACUUGUCACUUAAAAAACUACUGUGUUUACUUGUUUAUCUCUAUCAUC
Molecule: messenger RNA, 2403 nt
Organism: Carassius carassius (crucian carp)
Lineage: Eukaryota; Metazoa; Chordata; Actinopteri; Cypriniformes; Cyprinidae
Exons: 7
Coding region: 431-2005 (524 amino acids)
Source: RefSeq, a predicted model, not a curated record